CAUGGUAUAAUAGCAAUGAUCUGUCUGAAACCAACAUGUAUUUGUUUUAGAUAUGGACGAUUGUUCUGAAUGUCCACGAGCUCAGUAUCCUAAUAAGCAGAAGAAUGAUUGCCUUGACAAAGUUCUCAACUUCUUGACUUACGACGAGCCUUUGGGUGCCAGCUUGGCUGUUUUGGCUCUGUCCUUUUCGGUGAUCACCGGAUCCGUGCUUGGACUCUUCAUCAAGCACCGCAAAACCCCCAUCGUCAAAGCCAACAACCGCAGCCUUACCUAUGUUCUCCUGAUCUCCCUCCUGCUCUGCUUCCUCUGCUCCUUGCUCUUUCUUGGCCGGCCUCAAACACCAAUGUGUUAUUUGCGACAAAAUGCUUUUGGUGUCAUCUUUACAGUGGCCGUUUCCUCUCUCUUGGCCAAAACCAUCACUGUGGUUCUUGCUUUCUGGACCACAAAGCCAGGAUCGAGGGUGAGGAAAUGCGUGGGGAAAACACUUGCCAAUUCCAUUGUCCUGUGCUGUUCUUUGCUACAAGCAGUGGUGUGUGUGGCUUGGCUGAGCACUGACCCUCCAUUCCCAGAACUGGACAUGCACUCCUUUCCCGAAGAAAUCACUGUGGGAUGCAAUGAAGGUUCAACCAACAUGUUCUAUUAUGUCCUGGGCUACAUUGGACUCCUCUCUCUUGUCAGCUUCACAGUGGCUUUCUUUGCUCGGAAGCUGCCAGACACUUUUAACGAAGCCAAAUUCAUCACGUUCAGCAUGCUAGUCUUCUGCAGUGUGUGGCUGUCCUUUGUCCCAACAUACCUCAGCACAAGGGGAAAGUACAUGGUGUCUGUGGAGAUCUUCUCCAUCUUGUCUUCUGCCACUGGGUUAUUGGCUUGUAUCUUUUCACCAAAGUGUUAUAUAAUCAUCCUGAGACCUGAAUUGAACAGUAAAGAACAGUUAAGAAGGAACAUGAAGUGAACAUCUCUCAGCCCAAUCUUCAAUUAAAUCCUAUUGAUUUCAGUGCUCUCCAUGUUAUGAAGUUAGAAUUGCAAGACUUUUUAUGGUACACAUUUUCUGUAUAUAAAUAGUCCUGAUAGAUGAAUUACAGAUGAUGAGUAUACAAUUGAUGCUUCUUCAUGCAGACAAGCCCUUAUACUCACAUUUUGUUCUUAUAUUUCCUGUCUUUCCCAGUGUGUUAGACACAUAU
Molecule: messenger RNA, 1181 nt
Organism: Varanus komodoensis (Komodo dragon)
Lineage: Eukaryota; Metazoa; Chordata; Lepidosauria; Squamata; Varanidae
Product: vomeronasal type-2 receptor 26-like
Exons: 1
Coding region: 53-952 (299 amino acids)
Biological process (GO): G protein-coupled receptor signaling pathway
Cellular component (GO): membrane
Molecular function (GO): G protein-coupled receptor activity
Source: RefSeq, a predicted model, not a curated record